Molecule: messenger RNA, 851 nt
Organism: Anopheles nili
Lineage: Eukaryota; Metazoa; Arthropoda; Insecta; Diptera; Culicidae
Gene: Fadd
Product: fas-associated death domain protein
Exons: 2
Coding region: 1-744 (247 amino acids)
Biological process (GO): signal transduction
Molecular function (GO): protein binding
Source: RefSeq, a predicted model, not a curated record
AUGGAACAAAUAUCCGUGCAGGAUCGUGCUGUAUACGAGCGGUUGUGCAAAGGCUAUUUGAAUUUAAAACUGCUGAUUCAAAAUGCUUGCCAUAGCUCGGAGUGUUUGGAACGUUGCAAACAAGCAGUACAGAAAGACGUUCAUUCCAGAAGGAAACUGAGUCGAGUCACCGAUUUCGAACAGCUUGUGUUAAUGCUGGAACAGAGAAAUCUGCUUAGUCUUUUAAAACCAGAGCUAAUAGAGUGUUUUCAGUCAGUGUUAGGUUCGCAAGAUGUUAAAGCUGACCUUAUUGCCUAUCGGAAUACUCUUAAAACUAGCUACGCAACCGUAAGGCGAUUUCAUCUUGAAGAUUUACGGCAUCGAGAUCGUCGAACUCUUCUAGAAAAAGAGGUUGAAAAGAUAAAACUUCUCGAAGUUGAAGAAUCAAUAGAAGCACCUACGAAACCGUUAAACGGCAUUUUUCUUCAACAUCGUGAUGGCAUCUACUCCCUCAUUCAGCGAGAGAUUGGCAAGAAAUGGAAAAUAUUUGGGAGAUUCUUGAACCUAUCAGCGACUAUGUUGGACGAAAUUGAAGAACGGAAUCGCACUGAUUUAAAUGCACGUAUUUACGAAGUUCUGAGGAUCGCCGAGCAAACUUUUACGGAUGAAACACUGGACCAGUUCAUUCCUCUCCUAAAAAGUGCCUUAGAAAGUAGUAGAAGGAAAGAUCUGAAACGUAAAAUUGAAGGCAUGUUAGAGAAAUAACGUGCUUUAAUUCGACAAAAAGUUAAAUUUUAUACAAUUUUUUUUUCAAACUAUUCAAAUUGAAUUUUUCACAAUUUAAUUACAGGGAUACAAAAUAAAUCAGACUG